Messenger RNA from Rhinichthys klamathensis goyatoka, 3415 nucleotides. It is a transcript of the gene inpp4aa, whose product is annotated as inositol polyphosphate-4-phosphatase type I Aa. Gene Ontology annotation, molecular function: phosphatidylinositol-3,4-bisphosphate 4-phosphatase activity. Gene Ontology annotation, cellular component: cytoplasm. The transcript is spliced from 24 exons. The coding region runs from base 242 to 3220 and encodes 992 amino acids. The record is from RefSeq and is a predicted model, not a curated record. NCBI's taxonomy places the organism in Eukaryota, Metazoa, Chordata, Actinopteri, Cypriniformes, Leuciscidae.
UGCGCGGUGACGUCAAGGCAGGGCGAGUCCACAAUGCAGAGCAAGUGAACGAAUUGCGGAGAUCGCCGUGAAUCAAAACACUGAUCUGCAUACUACCUUAAAAUCAUGGAGCAUAUCGGUGACUGAAACAUUCAAAACUUUUAGACUGAAGCAGAGCCUGGAUUACUGGAAAGUAUUGUACCUGCAACAUAAAGUGGGUGUGUAAGGGGUAAUCCUAUUGGUCACUGUAGCUGGCGGCAAGAUGGCGGGAAGAGAGCGCAGUCCACGCCACAGGCCAUGGUCUGUGUACCGAGCCAACACCUUUGACUUGUCAUCUGAGAUGAUGGGUUUAGCGCUAGCAGGAAACAGUCAGGAUCCUGAUGAGCCAGUGCUUGAGUUCAGUCUGGCAUGCAGUGAGCUAAUCACUCCAUCACUGGACCGUAAACCCAGUAGCUUUGUAGCAGUGAGUUGCACCACCCCUCCACAGGCAUUUUGGACCAAACAUGCACAGACUGAAAUUAUAGAGGGCACCAGCAAUCCAAUCUUCUUGAGCAGCAUUGCCUUCUUCCAGGACUCUCUGAUUACCCAGCAGACUCAAAUCAAACUGUCUGUCUACGAUGUGAAGGACCGCUCACAGGGGACUAUGUACCUGCUCGGUUCGGCUAUGUUUACAGUAAAAGAGCUGCUUCAAGACAAACACCACAGGCUACACCUCACACUGCGAUCAGCAGAGAGUGAGCGGAUGGGUAACAUCACCAUCAUCGCAUGGCAGAUGGAGGAGAGGAGAGACCAGCGAGCUCCUCUGGCACGUUCUGACACAGUGAACGGCAGGAUGGUGUUACCGGUGGAUGAAAGUCUGACCGAAUCUAUGGGAGUAAAAGCUAAAUCUGCCUCCUUAUGUAAAGACAGUCUUUUAAAGGCAGUGUUUGGAGGCACUAUUUCACGGAUGUACCGAUUUCCCACCACGGAUGGAAAUCACCUGCGUGUGCUGGAGCAGAUGGCAGAGAGCGUGCUUUCCCUGCACAUACCAAGACAGUUCGCCAAACUACUGCUGGAGGAAGAUGCUGCCAGGGUUUGUGAGCUAGAAGAGUUGGGCGAGUUGUCCCCCUGCUGGGAGAAUCUGAGGAGACAGAUCAUCACUCAGUACCAGACUAUCAUCCUCACCUAUCAGGAGACUCUCAGUAAUCUACAUGAAUACAAGGGUCCUUCCUUCAAAUCUAGCUCUCUAAAAGGAGAGAAAAAACUAGAGUUCAUGCCUACAAACCUCCACGUUCAGAGGAUGAGAGUGCAUGGCGAGUCUGGCUACGAUCGCACAUAUGACGUGGUGACCACAGGGGCUCCUGCGGCGCAUCAUCAGGGCUUUAAGGGCAGUGGACUGAGGAAACUCAUUCAGAAAUUUGAGGAAGCCAAAAAGCAUGCGAAUGAGGGUGAAGGUGCUGGGGAGUCAGCUCCACUCUCAAUGCGAUACCAGCCACAGGAUGUGGUGAAAGCUAAAGAAAUCAUUUCCCAUAUUAACACUCUAAAGACGCAGGUCAGUUACUACACUGAGCGGCUGUCCCGCGCUGCCAAAGAACGCUCAACCAAUGCACUGGAGAGGACUCUUGCUAUCCUGACAGAAAAGACGCGGCAGCUGGUGACAGUGUGUGACAGUAAGCUGCUAACUACAGCUAUCCAGGCACUGAGUGCUGCGCGCCCGGAGUUCAUCGCAUCCAGAGGCUCUCCGUCCACCCAUGACACUGAGCGCGUGGUCCUGAGGAACGAUCAAGGCUCUCCACAGGCCAAAUGGAGCGGGAAGGGGAACAGAGCAUCCAUGAAUUUAAACUGGCAGGAGGAGGAGUGGGAAAAGAUCUGGCAAAAUGUGGAUAAGAGUCUGGAGUGUGUGAUCCGCUGUGUGGACAGGCUGCUGACGAGAGAACGGUUGCAGAGCGACAGCAGUGAAGACGUCUUCUUGUCUGACCAACAGGCCGACACUAGCAAGAGAGGUAGCCAGGGCAAUGCAUUCUGGAUCAACCCUGGUGACAGGCUCUUCUCCCCUUGCUCCUCCACCGCUCUGACCUCAUCACAACCUCUUUCAGAUCAGUCCUCUUCACCAUCCUCAUCACCCUUACUGAACCCUGCAUGUCCAUCCAGUCCUAACACUCACUCCUAUAGUCCCAGUGUUGAGGGGUCCUCUCCUGGUGAAUGGAGUGAUGCUCUGUAUCCCCUCCUGACCACUCUGAACGAGUGUGUAGCCAUGAUGAGCGACAAAGCCAAGAAGUCCAUGGUGUUUCUACUGAUGCAAGACAGCGCUCCCACUAUCGCCAUGAGUUUGUCACUACAGUACCGCAGAGAUGUGGUGUUCUGUCAGACACUGACGGCAUUGAUCUGUGGAUUUGUGAUAAAGCUGAGGAACUGUCUAAGUGACAGUGGCUUCCUCAGACAACUCCACACCAUCGGCUUAUUGGUCCAGUUUGAGGGUCUCCUGAGCACCUAUGGGGAGGAACUCUCCAUGCUGGAAGACAUGAGCGUAGGCGUCAUGGACCUUCGGAAUGUCACCUUUAAAGUUACACAGGCAACCUCCAGCUUCAGCCCCGACAUGCUGCCUGUCAUCACGGGCAACAGAGACGGGUUUAACGUGCGUGUUCCGUUACCGGGGGUGAUGUUUGAUGCGUUGCCACGGGAGAUUCAAAAUGGGAUGCUGUUGCGUGUUCAACCGGUGUUGUUCAAUGUAGGAAUCAAUGAGCAACAAACACUAGCGGAAAAGUUUGGAGACACUUCGCUGCAGGAAGUAGUGAAUAUGGAGAGUCUAGCUCGUCUUACAUCCUAUUAUGACCAGUUUAAAGAAGUGCUGCCUGAAGACUGUCUCCCCCGCUCUCGCAGUCAAAACUGUGUGCCUGAGCUACUCAAAUUCCUCAGUCAAAAUGUCAAUGCCAGGAAGAGCAAGAAUGUGGACAUCCUGUUGCAGGCAGCAGAGGUUUGUCGGCGUCUGAAUGGUGUGCGCGUGACCAGCUGCAAGAGUGCAAAGGAUCGCACGGCCAUGUCGGUGACCCUGGAGCAAUGUCAUAUCCUCCAGCAGGAGCACUGCAUGGCCCCGCAGGUCUUCACCCAGGCCUUGGAAUGUAUGCGCAGCGAGGGCUGCCGGCGAGAAAACACCAUGAAAAACGUAGGCAGUCGCAAAUACGCCUUCAACUCCCUCCAGCUGAAGACUUUCCCUAGGCAGUACAGACCACCAGAGGGCACCUAUGGGAAAGUGGAGACUUGAGCUGACAAGCAGUCCGCUGUUCUAGCCCGCUGGGACUAGAGCUGCAUGUUUCUCCUUGUUCGCUUUACUUUAUUACCACAUAUCUGAUGGAAAAGUUUGAUUAUGCACAGUCAUGCUCUGGUUAUCAUCCAGAUGACAAUGUUAAUAUUUUCAGAUCCCCGAACCUCCUCUAUGAACCGUGGCUCUGAGAAGAAA